AUGAAGGAGUCUAAAGCUCAAUCCAAAAGAACUUCUAAUGGUCAUAAACAAAAGCUUCAUCAUGCUCGUAAGGGACGUCAAGAAACAAGGAAUCAUAUAGAUUCUCUGUUACCUUUCAAAUUAGCAAUGUGGGAUUUUGAUCAUUGUGAUCCUAAAAGAUGUUCUGGUAAGAAGCUUGAAAGAUUAGGAUAUAUAAAAAAUUUAAGAAUAGGUCAAAAAUUCCAAGGUAUAGUGGUUUCACCCAAUGGUAAAGGAGUGGUUUGUCCUGAUGACAAAGAAAUUGUGGAAAAAUUCGGUGCUGCAGUUGUUGAAUGUAGUUGGGCUAGACUUGAUGAAGUACCAUUUAAUAAAAUUGGUGGUAAGCAUGAAAGAUUAUUACCAUAUUUCGUAGCAACUAACCCUGUUAAUUAUGGAAGACCUUGGAGACUUAAUUGUGUAGAAGCUUUGGCUGCAUGUUUGGCAAUUGUGGGAAGAGAAGAUUGGGCAGAAUUAAUUUUAGAGAAAUUCACUUGGGGUCUCAAUUUUUUAUCAGUAAACAAAGAAUUGAUUGAAUUAUAUCAAAGUUGUAGUGAUGCCGAAAGUGUUACUAAAGCCCAAGAUGAAUAUUUAGAAAAAUUGGCCGAAGAAAGUAAAGCCAGGAAAGAACAAACUAAAACUGAAGAUGUUUGGAUGAUGGGUAAUACUAAUAGAACAGCCGAAGAUGACAUUUCAGAGUCAGAAGAAGAUUAUGAAGAAGAAACGGAGGAAUCAGAAGGUGAAUAUGAUGCUUUAGGUAACAAAAUACAAAAAUAUGAUGCAUUAGGUAAUAAAAUAGAUAAAUUCGGGAAUAUAAUAGAUGAAGAAUCAGAAGAGUCCGAAGAAGAAGAUUCAGAAGAUUAUGAAAACACCGACGAUGAACAAUAUGACGCAUUAGGCAAUAGAAUAGUUCCUAUUGCGCAAAUCGAUGAGGAUGGAAGUGAAGAUAAUGAUUCCGAAACAACGGAAUUUCACAUUAAUGAGAACCUACAAAAAUUAAAUAUAUAA
This is a messenger RNA of Yamadazyma jaroonii, 1023 nucleotides long. The record is from the annotation of a GenBank genome assembly. NCBI's taxonomy places the organism in Eukaryota, Fungi, Ascomycota, Pichiomycetes, Serinales, Debaryomycetaceae.